Amyelois transitella is the source of this 5610-nucleotide messenger RNA. It is a transcript of the gene RhoGAP15B, whose product is annotated as arf-GAP with Rho-GAP domain, ANK repeat and PH domain-containing protein 2. The record is from RefSeq and is a predicted model, not a curated record. Gene Ontology annotation, biological process: signal transduction. The transcript is spliced from 11 exons. The coding region runs from base 302 to 3529 and encodes 1075 amino acids. NCBI's taxonomy places the organism in Eukaryota, Metazoa, Arthropoda, Insecta, Lepidoptera, Pyralidae.
UUCACAAUUGUCGUGGUCGUGCGGGAGAGGAGUGUUUGUCCUCUUCAAUCGCAUUUUUUCUUGUUUUGUUUUUAAUUUUCUCCAUUUCCGCGUUGUUUUCACUACCGUAUUGAUUUGAUGUGUAUAUCUAAUAUUCUUAUUAGUUUAAACUUUUCAUUUAACUGGACAAUGAGGUCAUUUAGUGAGUUGUGAUGGGUUUUUGGUGACUCAACGUUUUUGUUUGUGUGGCUUACUUACUGAAUAACACUACAAUGGUAGUUAUCGGUAUUGUGUGAAUAGUUAUUUUUGUGUAUAUUAGGCUAUGGAGACGCCACCAGUGCCAAAGCCUCGAAGCGUGUUGCCGGUUCAAAGUGAUGCUAGUAAGCAGCCGGUCCCACUCCCACGAACAAAGGUUCCGACCGUCGCUGACAAGUCUAGGAGCUCUGCCAUUUUGAGAUCCUUCAAUUCUGUGUCUAAAAUCACCGGAGAUGUGGCCCAUAAGGUUGCUAGCUCUGCGAAAACGGCAAAAACAGAUAGCUCGAAGUUCGCUAAAGAAACCCUGGAGAGGACGCUACAGACGUCCAGGGCGGUGUUCGACGGAACCAAAUCGAGCCUGAAACUACGCAGACAAAGGAAACAGGACGGCGACGACAGUGUCGCAGAGAGGCACAUGUCCAUGCCUUGUGUUGAUGUUAGUCUCUUCGAAAAUAUACAGUUUCAUUCUCCAAUGCUGGAACAGAAGAAGUAUAAGAAGGAAGAUUGCCAGAGUGAAAUUCCUUCUCUUGCCUUGAACACAACCCAGUUUGAUGAGGUUUCAGUUUUUUCUAACAACUCUGAUUCGAACACAGAAUCUGUGAGUGAUUUUUCUAGAGACAGCAUGGAAUAUGAGCAUAACCCAAAUAUAGGUGAUGCUGAUCAGAUGACAUAUGACACUCCGAGGCAGUCUAGAACCAAUAGCAUGAUCAGUGAAGUAGUAGAACCUCCAGAGAGAAGGAAGAAGAGAGCCAGUGAGGUAAGCUUUAUGAGGAAUAACUCUAUGUAUGAAAAUUGGACUCUUCCAUGUUCAAGAGGUCUCAAAGAAACUGCAAAGGAUGAGAAUAUUGAAGUGGUUGAUGAGAGGCCAAGUAAGAGCACAAUAUAUGAAUUUGAUCCUCUGAAUACCUGUCCUACUCCUAAAAAAUAUGAUGGUGUUAGCAAUGAACUUUUGCUGCUGGAAUCCUUCUUGAUCGGGGACACAUAUGGUUCUAUCAUAUCAACUGACGGCCAUGAGGAUCACUUUGAGUUUAUGGAGAGCGAGUACUUCAAUCCUCCCACUCCGCCUGAGAGGUCUGACAGCUUGUUUCCGGAAUUAGAGCCAGUUUUAAUCGAGCCAAUUGUCAAAGACCCCAAUAAGCCUCUCUGCAAUGAUGUUAAGAAGAAUCAUAACUCAAUGAUGCAUAAAUUUACUCAAAUAUUAAAAUUGGAUAAUAAGGUGAACAAGCAAAAUAAGAAUGAAGUGUCAGAUGUUAAGACUGUUGACCGGCCUCCUAUUAAUCAGUUACCUGUACCAUAUUUCUGUGGAACUUUGACACGGACAGCAUCAGCGGUCGGCGAGGAGAUUUUCAAGAACUCACAGCCUCGUUACUGUAUUUUGUCAGACCAGAAACUGAUGUGUUAUACGGAUCCUACUAAUUCAGUGCUGAAAGAGGCUUACACAUUGGAUAAUGUACAUUCAGUACAAUUGGUGCUACCCAUAUCUACCAGUACGACGGCGAAUUCGUUCUGCUUCGAGCUGCUAGUGUCUUCUGGGUCUCGUCAGGCUCGGAAGAUAGUCUUCAGCACUGACACAGCAGCACUGCGCAGGACAUGGACCCACCACUUGGCGGCACACCUCACCACUUUCCCAAACAAAUAUACCCUCGACUUCACAAGAUGCGGGUGGUGUUAUCUGAAGGAGGGGGUGACUGGUGAAUGGCGCGGCGCGUGGGUCAUUCUGCACCGGCGGGUGCUGGCCUACUAUGUUAGCGAAGACUCCAACGUGUGUACCGUGGAUCUUAGGAAGGCGAGAUGUGUCACGACUCAAGAAGCUGACGACGACACAAAGACCGCCUGCCACUCGGACUGCGGCGACAACUUGUUGCUGGACUGUCCCGACGCCACACUCUAUCUGCACUUUCCUCACGAGCGGGAACUCAAGAGCUGGCGGUUCAUGGUGAGACUCGCGGCCCACAACAACGGCACACAUUUGUAUCAUCAGCAGCUGACUAAAGACGACGUUCCCGUCAUCGUGGACAAGUGUUUGAGCUUCGUGUAUGCGCACGGAAGCCUGUCAGAAGGUAUCUACAGACGCGCCGGCUCCAGUUCCAUGAUAUCCGACCUCCUCACUCGGUUCCGUCGGGACGCGUGGGCAAUGCAGCUCACUCACGGAGAACAUUCCGAGCACGAUGUAGCAGGCGCCCUGAAGAGGUUCCUCAGGGAGCUGCCGGAGCCGCUCAUACCCAGGGAUAAGCAUCGCGAGAUGCUGGACGCUCAAGCUCUAGAACCAGCUGAGAGGUACCAGGUGUACCGCCGCAUCAUGUCGUCACUGCCCCUGGUGGUAGCCAACACGGCGAGGAGGUUGUUCGCCCACCUUCACUUCUUGCAGUCCAUGAUGUACGCCAACAAAAUGGGCGCCGAUAACUUGGCAGCUGUUUGGGUGCCGACAGUGAUGCCCACGGCAAUGACGAGCGAUCCCCUCCAAAGCGACUGGAACUCCUACCUGGUCGUGGUCAAGGAUCUGAUUGCGAACUUCGAAUCCGUGUGGGAGCCGACAGAUGCUGAAAAACGGAGGGAAGCGGCGAUACGCAGGGUCCUGGUGAAAGUUUACGGCUCGCCUACACAGGUGGCGCCUAAAGCGGCAGGCGAUUUGAGAACAUGGAUAUACGUGCAUGACAGAAACACGUGUCAUCAGGUCGUGCUUACACCGAGCAAGACAUGUUCGGACAUAUGCAUCGAGCUAUGCGAGAAGGCGAACACGUACUCCCACCUCUUGAUGUUGGAAGAAAUCAUAUGCGACAAUUCUAUGCGUCGAAUCAUACACAAAGAUGAGAUCCUGCUGGACGUCGUACUGAGAUGGGGAUAUUGGGAUGAGGAAGACAGAAAAGAUAACUAUUUACUGCUGAGUGAUAAUUCGGUUCUGCAACAAAUUGAUAGUAUAAAAAAUUCAGUGGGUGCCAUAAGCGGUCAAUUGAAGUAUGCGAGUGACAACAGCAAAACGUUCAAGUCCCACAUGUUUGGCAUACAAGACGGCAGCCUGUGCUAUUUCAAGGACAAACAGGCGAGUCAAAAAGUUGAGGAGUGGAAGGUGAAGGAUCACCUGUGGUUCAUGGGCCACGAGAGCAGGAGGAGCCCACAGGCGCAAUGGUCGAUAACCUUCGUGCCCAAAAACAAUAAACCCAAACGUAAAGAGAGGCCCUGGUUCGGCAGCACCGUGGCUGGCGUGGUGGCUAACUACCAGCUGAAAUGGAUCGCAGCUCUGAUGAUGGCCGAGCAUACCGACCUGAUGCCAAUACCACGGCUGAUCGACACGUGAGCUACUACACGCGCGGAGGUAAUGCUCGAAGUGUGAAGUGGGAAAGGAUAAGGUCGUAAGAUAUUCAAAUCUAUGUUUUUUUUUUAGAUUUAUCAUCUAUAAAAUUGAAUCGUAAAAUCUUGAGAACACAUAUUUAAUGUUACAGCGGAGAAGCCAAUAUAAUUAUUUGUGUAUUCUCACAAUACAGUGUAAUGUUGCUUUUUGGUCUUGAACUAACCAGGAAUCGAAUUCAAGUAUACCAGAUGAAGGCCUACUGCGUUUAGUAGGGUAACACUGCUAAUAUCGAUGAAAGUAGAUCUAUAACAACACGUGUCUUAUGCCUACUUCAAAUAUUAUAUACUCUGUGGUUUUUAGCAAAAUUGAUCUGUUUUGUAAGCUCGUAUGUGUGAUUAAAAGCUCCAUUAGCAGCUUUAAGGAAGAAAAACAUUUAUAUAUUCAUUAUAUUAGCUCUUAAUGAUAAACAAAUACUUGUAAGAUAAAUUACGAAUAUAAUAAUAGUAUUAAGAAAAAAGUGACUGAAUAAGUAUGAAUUUAAAAAUUGUGCGCGAUGAGAAGAGGCUUUUAAAUAACUUGAAUGAAAUUAUGUAUUUAACUAUUUUUGAUAAUAUUUACAAGAAUAUUAAAUAGAAAAUAGUAUAAUCAUGGAAAUCAAAUCAAUUUUGAAUUAAAUGUUACACAUGUUAUUAAUUACAACCAAUAAGCUCUUAAUAGAAAUUUCAAUGAAUGCAUUCCCGUGUACUAAUACUUUACUAUUGCUAUGAAAGAUCCAUUGUUCAUGCAAUAUUUCAUCAAAAUAAUUUUACAUGUACCAAACAUAAUCACUGAAAUAUUCAAUGUUCAAAUUAUGCAGGACUUUGUGAAAACAAAAGGUAUUAAUACUAACGCACAAGAACAUUCGUGUAAAAACAAAAACUAAACUAAAAGUCUGAAUCGGUGCUAAUUAAUGACGUGGGCGUGCCCCGCAUGAUACCAGAUUAAGUAAGCUAUUAAAAAAAGGUUUCUCUAGCCACACACACCAUAAAACUGUUUGACAUUGCCGCUUUUCAAAAUAUAGUCGGAUAGAAUAGCAUAGAAUUCUUUACACUGUCAUCAUUUGUUUCUGAUACAGUUCCACAUAAUUUAUGAUUCUUUAUUGGAACAUUCGUUAUUCAAUUGCUUUUUAAAAUGCAAUUUUACAAGUGUAGUCCGUAAAGGUCAAAUUUCUAUGAUGUUUUCUGCGCACUUUCUCUUAUGAUCGAGAGGAAAAUGCGUGUAUUCGGCCUUAUAUAUAUUGUCCAGAGUCUUGCCUUCUAUCAUAUUGUGUACAUAAAGGUUCUCAGAUUGAUGAUAAUAGCUACAUAAUCUAUUUCUCUAAAGGUGUGUAGUUCUUGAGGUUUGAUUUGUUUAGAAUGGUCGAACUAACUUUGUGAACAUUCCUUUUUUGCACAAUCGUGAAUGUCAAAUGUCAGGAGGCUCCAUAUGAUAUAAAUCAGUUACUGUAUGAUUGAAUUUGUUAUAAAUAAAUUACGAACUAAGUACAAACACUUAAAUGUAGAUUCAUCAAAAAAUAUACUGUUAUUUUAUAAAAUCUUUAUUGUCUUAUAUGAUCGCUUAGAUAAUACUUGAUAUGAAAGUUGUAAUAUUUUUUCUAUACCUAUAUUAAAAUAUAUUUUUACUAUAUUGAAUAAUGAAGAGUUUUUCUAUUAAAAGUGUUUUGACCAUCGAUUUUCAAAUAGUAUUUUGUAUCUUUUUAAAAAGUUUUUAUAAAUAAAGUUUUCCUGUUUCACAAUAGUGAAUUAAAAACAUUGAUUUUGAUGUUGUUAUCAUCACUGUACCUGACAUAUUUCAGAAUGUUUAAUGUAAGGUGCUUGCAGUGUAAACCACGCCAAGGGCAGCUCGCUCGUACAUUUUAUAAUUUUAAUGUGUGAUACGUACUAACAAACGUAACAUUGCCAAAGUGUACAAAUGAAUUAUAUGAAUUACCAAUGUGUGUUAUCUAAUAUAUAUAUAUAUUGUGAACAUUUGUAGUCACAAUACAGAAUAUACCGUUUAUAGUGAUACUAUUGUCUUUUAUUAUUAUAAAUAAAGCAUUGAAAUAUUUA